Molecule: messenger RNA, 3342 nt
Organism: Cyanistes caeruleus (blue tit)
Lineage: Eukaryota; Metazoa; Chordata; Aves; Passeriformes; Paridae
Source: RefSeq, a predicted model, not a curated record
UAAGCUGGGGGAGACUGAACCGCAUACGGCUGGCAUAGGAGGGAGUCAGUGGCAAACGAGCGCGUUUGUCCAGGCCGUGUCUCAGAGCCUCCGCAGCGCGGACGCGGCUCCAGGUGGCACCGGCUGCUGCUGGAAAGGGCCAAGCACCGGAGCAAGGAGAUCAGCCGUGGCCUGAUGGUCGGGAAGGGCAGGAGGGCUGCUGGCCUGACUUGGUACUUGUCAGAUAAAUCUGUUUCCACGGCAGACUUCAGGCGUGUCUGUGCAGGGCCGCUGCAGCUGCUGUGAAGUGCACUGUCCUUGCUAACAGCACAGAGAGCUAAAGGCACCGGCUGUGUGCUCUGCUUGGCACAGGAUGCCUUUGUACAGCCCCAAGUGGGGAGAACUCCCUCCCUGGCUGGGAAAACACUGCUCUAGUGCUCCUCCCUGCUCCUGCAGCAGGUCACAGAGAACCAAACACUUCUCAGGGAAAAGAUUUUAAAGCCAACCUAGAAGCAAAAAAGCAGCUUGUGUGUACGAGUUAUAUUUCUGUGAGUUCCCUCAGUAAAGGCACGUGGUGGCUGGGCAGUCAGGGCAGAUUUGGGCUUUGGGCUCUGCCUGGGGCAGUUUGGCCCAGCAGAAUUCAUCCUCCCCCUGCACUGGUGCCGAUGUGUCUCCCUGGAGCACUGGCAGCUCGCUGAGCCUCACAAGCCCACUUUCCUUACUUGUGCAACUGGUUAUCAUGGUUUACAGUGUCCUGCUCCUCCUCCCCGCUGCCAGAGAAGCUUUUUGGCUGGCUGGCUGGCAGGGAUCACAAGUGCCUGCACCAAGGUGUGCUGCACAAGACAUCACAGGCUGGGCACCUGCUCUGGCUGCAGAGCUGAAACCUGCUGUGCCCCCUACUCCUUCAUAAGGAUUUAACCCUCCUCCUCUGGCCCUCUGUGCAGGUGUGUAUGCUUUGCUCAGUAGGAUAUCACCUGUUCUGCUGUCACCGCUCCGAGAAGACGAGCCGGCGCUGGAUGGCACUGGAUUACGCGGGAAUUUCCAUCGGGAUCCUGGGCUGCUACGUGUCAGGCGUGUUCUAUGCCUUCUACUGUAGUAACUACUGGCGCCAGGUGUACUUGAUCACUGUGCUGGCCAUGAUCCUGGCAGUGUUUUUUGCUCAGAUCCACCCCAGUUACCUCACACAGCAGUGGCACAGGCUGCGCUCCGUCAUCUUUUGCUCCGUGUCUGGCUAUGGAAUCAUUCCCACCCUCCACUGGGUUUGGCUCAAUGGUGGCGUCGGUGCAUCCAUUGUACAGGAGUUUGCUCCGCGGGUAUUUGUCAUGUACUUCAUCGCUGCUGUAGCUUUUCUCUUCUAUAUUUCCAAAGUUCCAGAAAGAUACUUUCCAGGCCAGCUGAACUACCUCGGCUCCAGCCACCAAGUGUGGCACAUCCUGGCAGUGGUGAUGCUCUACUGGUGGCACCAGUCCACGGUGUACAUCAUGCAGUACCGACACAGCAAGCCCUGCCCUGAGUACAGCGCGGACUUGUGAGCCAAGAGGCAGCAUCGGAGGAUUUGUGACUCUGAGGGUCUGGACCUCAUGUGAUGAGCUGCGCUGUCAAGGACUGAGGCAGUUCCUCUCCUGACUCCUGGAAUGUCACCCCCUUGCUGGGACAAAGCGUUCCUGCAAGCUUUGAUAAACACAGCAGCACUGCCUGGGAUCUGAGGGGCAUUUCCUUCUCAGGCAGUUCCUACUCUGCAGUCAAGCACCAAACAGCUCUCGCUGGAGCGGGACAGCAGGAGGCUGAACUAACCUGGCAUGCAGAUCCCAGCGGGAUGUUUUGUUGCCUGGCAAACACAAACGGCUCAGCCAGGGGUGCUCGGGCCUGGACACCAGGUUUUCAGGUGGUGUGCACUGUUAGGAGAACACUUCUGACAGCGUGCCUGUGAAACUGUAGCAACUGUGGGAGCCAGUCUUGGAUCCAAACCACAGCCCUGUGGGCUGUGCAUCCUUCAGCCUUUGUGUGGAAGAUGUGCUUAUGCUUCAGCGCUGGCACAGGAACGCGUGAACUGGAACGCAGCGGAUUGAAGUCCUGCUCUGGAUGAGCUCUUUCCACUCCCUGGGAGAUAAGAUCACAUGACAUCCAGCACACCUAGAUCUUCACUGCAGGUCUUUAAAACAGCCUCCCCCAAAGGGGGUCGUGCCAUUGCUUGGAGAUAUUUCUAUAAAUCCCAUCAGUUAUAUGGAAUCGGUAUUCCAGAAUAUUCUAGGAGUAGCACUAAGCCUGCGUGUCCACGUUUGUUGCUGUUUCACAAUCAGUGAACCUGCUGGGGAUGCAGAUUGCUGACCUUUGGCCUGUCCAUGUGUGCAGAAUGAUACUGCACUCGCAGACACCGCUGUCCAAAAGGACCUGCUGCCACCAUCCUGCCACAGUGCCAAGGGUGUCUGGAAUUUGAGGAUGUGCUGUGGAAUCAUCUCUUACAAAACCAACACCGAGGAGCCAUGAAAUACACUGGCCAUUGCGCAGCUGCAGCCCAGCACAAUUAAGCUCCAGGGGUGCCAGUCUUCCAAACAGCAUUGAAAUCCUUUGGACUUCGGGGCUAGAGGCAAGGAUGCUGUUGGGACUAAUCCUGAGUGGCUGUGUCCUUGUGGAGAGGGCUUCCCUGUAAUCCACCGGGAGAGGCUGGCUCCGUGCAGGGACUUCCUCAGGGCAGGCAGGCUCUGCUAGUUGCCCAAAGCUGCCUCUCCCUGGGCUAAGGCAGAGGAGCAGGACUUGUUCUUCUGUCAGGAUGUGCCAAGGUGACCUGGAGUGGAGGUGGAGGCUUACAGAGAGGCACCUGAACUCCCAGGGCAUGGAGAAGGCAGCAUACGAACUCCUCCUGAUGUGCUGGGCAGGGAUGCUGUCUGUUUAGCUCAGAGGGUGGUUUUGGUGCUUUUUUUGUUGGUUUUUUUAACCUCCAGAAACCAGUAUUGGCAAAACUGCCUCUGCAUUAUGGAUUCAGCUCCCAGAGCUUUAAGCCUUUCAGUGUGAACACUGAUUUUUUUACGAUUUUUUUUUUUACUUGACAGCCAAUCAAGUUUCAAGUGCACUAAUUACUACUACUGAAGCCUGACAAGGAACUUGCGAGUAUCAAAGUCUGUCCCAGUGUUAUAUGUACAGUAAUACCCGAACCAUGUGUCUGUGCUCUGAAAUCACACUGACUUUAGCAUUUGCUAAUGUAUUUUUUUAAUGGGAACUCUCAUCUACUCUAGCAGUUUUCACCAGAUAAGGAAACUGAUUGCCAAGCUGUGCAUUUUUACCUGACACAAUUUAUCAAGCUGCAUGAUGGUCUUUGAUGUACAUACCGAACUGAUAAAUAAAUUCCAGUUCAUUGGCUUUUUC